Mandrillus leucophaeus (drill) is the source of this 7560-nucleotide messenger RNA. It is a transcript of the gene MGAM2, whose product is annotated as maltase-glucoamylase 2 (putative). Gene Ontology annotation, biological process: carbohydrate metabolic process. Gene Ontology annotation, molecular function: alpha-1,4-glucosidase activity; carbohydrate binding. Lineage: Eukaryota; Metazoa; Chordata; Mammalia; Primates; Cercopithecidae. The record is from RefSeq and is a predicted model, not a curated record.
AUGGCAAGGAAGCUCAGUGUAUUGGAAGUCCUUCUGAUCAUCUUCUGCCUAAUUGUGGUGGUCAUAGAUAUCCUCUUGCUGCUUCUUGUGUUGGAGGAACCUUCAGAUACUUCAUUUACUCCAGAGUGCCCGGAUAUUCCCCACUCGGAAAGGAUAGACUGCAUACCUGACCAGGAGGUGACCGAGGAUAUCUGCAGAUGGCAAUAUAAGUGCUGCUGGUCACCUGUGGAGGAUGCCAAUGUCCCUAGGUGCUUCUUCCCCUGUAACUGGGGCUAUGAAGCCAGCAAUGGCCAUACAAAUACAAGCACAGUGACCGACCAACAGUUUGAGCUUAAUUCACAAACUGUACUGGAGUUGGACACUAGCAUCGGGCCCCUCCAGUUUGCCCAGCAGUACCUGCAACUGUCUUUCCGACUGCCCAGUGCCAAUGUGUAUGGGCUGGGAGAACAUGUGCACCAGCAGUACCGCCACAACAUGACCUGGAAGACCUGGCCCAUCUUCACCCGGGAUGCCACCCCCACCAAGGACAUGAUUAAUCUGUAUGGAGCUCAUACAUUCUUCUUGUGCCUUGAAGACGCCAGUGGCUCCUCUUUUGGCGUUUUUCUGAUGAACAGUAAUGCCAUGGAGGUUACCCUUCAGCCAGCUCCUGCAAUCACUUAUCGCACGAUUGGAGGCAUUCUUGACUUCUAUGUAUUCCUAGGAAACACUCCAGAACAAGUGGUUCAGCAAUACUUGGAGCUUGUUGGACGGCCAUUCUUGCCUCCCUAUUGGAGUCUUGGGUUCCACCUUAGUCGCAGGGAUUAUGGUGGCAUCAAUAAAUUGAAAGAAGUUGUAAGCCGAAAUCGUUUAGCUGAGAUACCAUAUGAUGUCCAGUACUCUGACAUAGACUACAUGGAUGGAAAGAAGGAUUUCACUGUUGAUGAAGUCGCUUACUCCGGUCUCCCAGAUUUUGUCAAGGAGUUACAUGAAAAUGGACAGAAAUAUGUUAUUAUUAUGAAUCCUGGCAUCUCCAAAAACUCUAACUACGAGCCCUAUAAUAAUGGAAGCCUAAAGAGAGUGUGGAUCUUGGGGAACAAUGGCUUUGCUGUUGGGGAGGGAUAUCCGGGACCGACAGUCUUUCCCGAUUAUACCAAUCCAGUAUGCACUGAGUGGUGGAUAGAUCAGGUCGCUAAAUUUCAUGAUCGUCUGGAGUUUGAUGGAGUGUGGAUUGAAAUGAAUGAAGUUGCUAGCUUACUCCAAGCUUCUAAUGACCAGUGUGAAUCCAACAACUUGAACUUUCCUCCUUUUCUUCCUAGAGUUCUGGAUCACUUACUUUUUGCAAGAACUCUCUGCAUGGACACGGAGUUUCAGGGAGGCCUUCACUAUGACAUCCACAGCUUGUAUGGCCACUCCAUGGCAAGAACCACAAACUUAGCCCUGGAGACCGUCUUCAUGAAUAAUAGGAGCUUCAUCUUAUCCCGUUCAACUUUUGCUGGAUCUGGCCAAUUUGCUGCUCAUUGGCUGGGGGACAAUGCGGCCACAUGGGAUGACCUCCGAUGGUCAAUCCCCACUAUCCUUGAGUUCAACCUGUUUGGCAUCCCUAUGGUAGGUGCCAACAUCUGUGGUUAUACCAACAAUGUCACAGAGGAGCUCUGCAGAAGGUGGAUGCAGCUUGGAGCAUUUUAUCCACUACCAAGGAAUCACAAUGGGCCUGGGUUCAGGGACCAGGAUCCUGCUGCCUUUGGUGCUGAUUCCCUGCUGCUGAGUUCCUCCAGACAUUAUCUGAACAUCCGCUACACCUUGCUGCCCUAUCUCUAUACCCUUUUCUACCGUGCUCACACCCAGGGAGAGACGGUGGCAAGGCCCCUUGUACAUGAGUUCUACCAGGACUCAGCCACGUGGGAUGUGCAUGAGCAGUUCUUAUGGGGACCUGGACUCCUCAUCACGCCUGUUUUAUAUGAAGGUGUGGACGAGGUGAAAGCAUACAUACCUGAUGCCACCUGGUAUGACUAUGAGACAGGAGUGGCCAUCCCAUGGAGGAAGCAGUUGGUGAAUAUGCUUCUCCCAGGUGAUAAGAUAGGACUUCAUCUGCGAGGGGGCUACAUAUUUCCCACUCAGAAGCCGAACACAACCACAGAAGCCAGCCGGAGGAAUUCCCUGGGACUCAUCAUCGCCUUGGACUAUAAGAGAGAAGCGAAGGGGGAGCUGUACUGGGAUGACGGUGUAUCUAAAGAUGCUGUAACUGAAAAGAAGUAUAUUCUCUAUGAUUUCUCUGUUACCUCUAACCAUCUACAAGCAAAGAUUAUAAAUAAUAAUUACACGGACACUGACAACCUCAUGUUUACAGAUAUCACAAUCUUGGGAAUGGACAAACAGCCAGCUAAUUUUACCGUCUUACUGAAUAAUGUCGCCACCUCCAGUCCAAGCGUUGUCUACAAUGCUUCCACAAAGGUGGUAACCAUCACUGAUCUCCAAGGACUGGUACUGGGACAAGAAUUCUCUAUUAGGUGGAAUCUUCCUGUCAAUGACCUGGAGAAGUUCAACUGCUACCCUGACGAUCCAACAGCCUCUGAGGAGAGUUGUCGGCAGCGGGGGUGUCUUUGGGAGGACACAUCUACUCCUGGAGUGCCCACCUGUUACUAUGACACCAUCCCUAAUUAUGCUGCUAGUGACAUUCAGUAUCUGAGCACCGGCAUCACUGCAGACCUUUCCCUCCUGAUGGCCUCUGAGUCAGCUGCUGCUGCUGCUGCUGCUGCCUCUGAUUCUCUCUCUGCACAGAUCAGCCUCCUCCGCCUGAAUGUGAUCUAUCACACAGCAACCAUGCUGCAGGUCAAGAUGUAUGACCCCAGUAAUAAAAGGUAUGAGGUUCCAGUAUCACUGAACACCCCUCCCCAACCAGUUGGUGACCCUGAAAACCGUUUGUAUGAUGUCAGGAUUCAGAACAAUCCUUUUGGAAUCCAGAUCCAACGCAAAAACUCCAGCACUGUGAUUUGGGAUUCUCAACUCCCUGGCUUCACCUUCAAUGACAUGUUUCUCUCCAUUUCUACGCGUCUGCCCUCUCAGUACAUCUAUGGCUUUGGGGAAACUGAGCACACGACUUUCAGAAGAAACAUGAACUGGAACACAUGGGGGAUGUUUGCUCGCGAUGAGCCACCUGCGUACAAGAAGAAUUCCUAUGGUGUCCACCCUUACUACAUGGCACUGGAGGAGGAUGGUAGUGCCCAUGGAGUGCUCCUGCUAAAUAGCAAUGCCAUGGAUGUGACAUUACAGCCCACCCCUGCCCUGACAUACCGCACCACCGGAGGGAUUUUGGACUUCUACAUUGUUUUGGGGCCAACCCCUGAACUUGUAACUCAGCAAUACACCGAGUUGAUCGGUCGGCCAGCAAUGAUUCCAUACUGGGCCUUGGGAUUCCAGUUGAGUCGCUAUGGAUACGAGAAUGAUGCUGAAAUCUCCAGUUUGUAUGAUGCAAUGGUGGCAGCCCAGAUUCCCUAUGACGUCCAGCAUGUAGACAUCGAUUACAUGAACCGGAAGCUGGAUUUCACCCUCAGUGCCAACUUUCAAAACCUCAGUCUUCUGAUUGAGCAAAUGAAGAAAAAUGGCAUGAGAUUUAUUCUCAUUUUGGACCCAGCCAUUUCUGGCAAUGAGACACAGUAUCUCCCAUUCAUUAGAGGACAGGAAAAUGACGUGUUCAUCAAAUGGCCUGACACCAGUGACAUUGUCUGGGGAAAGGUUUGGCCAGAUCUGCCUAAUAUAAUUGUAGAUGGAUCCCUUGACCAUGCAACUCAGGUUAAGCUCUACAAGGCCUACGUUGCCUUUCCUGACUUCUUUCGUAAUAGCACAGCUGCGUGGUGGAAGAAAGAGAUAGAAGAGCUCUAUGCAAACCCUCGAGAACCAGAGAAGAGCCUGAAGUUUGACGGAUUGUGGAUUGAUAUGAAUGAGCCAUCAAACUUUGUGAAUGGAUCUGUCAGGGGCUGCAGCGAUGAAAUGCUAAAUAACCCACCCUAUAUGCCAUAUUUGGAAUCUAGGGACAAGGGCCUGAACAGCAAGACCCUGUGCAUGGAGAGUCAGCAGGUCCUGCCAGACGGCUCCCCCGUGAAACACUACAACGUGCACAGCCUGUACGGGUGGUCCCAGACCAGACCCACAUACGAAGCUGUGCAGGAGGUGACAGGACAGCGAGGGGUCGUCAUCACCCGCUCCACAUUUCCCUCUUCUGGACGCUGGGGAGGACACUGGCUGGGAGACAAUACAGCUGCGUGGGAUCAGCUGGGGAAAUCUAUCAUUGGCAUGAUGGAGUUCAGUCUCUUUGGAAUACCUUAUACAGGAGCAGAUAUCUGUGGGUUCUUUGGAGAUGCUGAAUAUGAGAUGUGUGUUCGCUGGAUGCAGCUGGGGGCAUUUUAUCCAUUUUCCAGAAACCACAACAACAUCAGGACAAGGAGACAAGAUCCUGUGGCCUGGAAUUCAACCUUUGAGAUGUUAUCCAGAAAAGUCCUAGAGACCAGAUACACCCUGCUUCCUUAUCUCUAUACUCUGAUGCAUAAAGCUCACGUUGAGGGCAGCACUGUUGUCCGACCCCUUCUCCAUGAGUUUACGGAUGACAGGACAACAUGGGAUAUAGACCGUCAGUUCAUGUUGGGUCCUGCUAUCUUAAUCAGCCCUGUGUUGGAAACUAGCACAUUUGAGAUCUCUGCUUAUUUUCCGAGAGCCCGUUGGUAUGACUAUAGCACGGGAACUAGCAGCCAAUCAACAGGUCAGAGGAAAAUCCUGAAGGCUCCCCUUGACCACAUCAACCUUCAUGUCAGAGGAGGCUACAUCCUGCCCUGGCAAGAGCCUGCAAUGAACACUCACUCCAGUCGACAGAAUUUUAUGGGAUUGACUGUUGCUUUGGAUGACAAUGGGAAAGCUGAAGGCCAGGUGUUCUGGGAUGAUGGACAAAGCAUUGAUACCUAUGAAAAUGGAAAUUAUUUUUUGGCAAACUUUAUAGCAGCUCAGAACAUCCUGCAAAUCCAGACCAUACACAAUAAAUAUUUGAGUGACUCGAAUUCACUAAAAGUUAGAUAUAUUAGAAUCUGGGGUGUGAACUCUACUUAUGUGACACAAGUCAAUUUCACCUAUGACAACCGGCAAUAUAUGGAGACAAAUUUCACGAGUGACCCUUAUAAUCAGACACUAACUAUUCAAUUGACUAACAACACUAUCAACCUGGAAAAGUUAACUGAGGUUAUUUGGAUUGAUGGUGAUCCUGUACUUUCCACUACAACUGAGACAAGCACCAUCUCAAUGAGUUCUCAUCCUUCUCCAUCUACUACCAAUGCCACCAGUUCUGAGACAAUCACCAGUUCUGCCAGUGCAAAUACCACCACUGGCACUACUGCUACUGUUCCCAUCACAACCACAUCUUUCCCAACAAGUACUAUUGGUGUUACAACUAAUGCUACUGUUCCCAAUAUGACUGCCCCUUUCCCGACAAAUGCUACUGCUAGCACUAAUGCUACUGUUCCUAUCACAACCACACCUUUGGCAACAAGUACUACUGGUGUUACAACUAGUACUACUGUUCCCGAUACAACUGCUCCUUUCCCUACAAGUACUAGCACUAAUGCUACUGUUCCCAUCACAACCACACCUUUCCCAACAAGUACUAUUGGUGUUACAACUAAUGCUACUGUUCCCGAUACGUCUGCCCCUUUCCUGACAAAUAUUACUACUGCUAGCACUAAUGCUACUGUUCCCAUCACAACCACAGCUUUCCCAACAAGUACUAUUGGUGUUACAACUAAUGCUACUGUUCCCGAUACGUCUGCCCCUUUCCUGACAAAUAUUACUACUGCUAGCACUAAUGCUACUGUUCCCAUCACAACCACACCUUUUGCAGCAAGUACUAUUGGUGUUACAACUAGUACUACUGUUCCUGAUACGACUGCUCCUUUCCCUACAAGUACUACUGGUGCUAGCACUAGGGCUAGUGUUCCUAUUACAACCACACCUUUCCCUACAAAUACUGCAGAUGCUAACACUGAUAAUACUGUUCCUAAUACCAUUAUGCCUUCUCCUACAGGUAGUACUACUGUGAGUACUAUUGCUACCAUUCCCAUUUCAGUGACUCCUUCUCUGACAAGUACUGCUGAUGCCACCAUUAGUACUACUGCACUUAUUGCCACUACUCCUUCUCUAACAAGUACUACUGAUGUUAGCACUAGCACUACUAUUAAUGAUAUAAGUACUCCUUUUCAAACAAAUACUACUAAUGCUAGCACUAGUAUUAAUGUUGCUAAUAUAACUGCUACCUCUCAUACAAGUACUGAUGAUACUGUUCCUAAUAAUACUGCUCCAAUUACAGCUAUUCCUUCUUUUGCAAAUACUGGUGUUGACACUACUAGCAACAGUUUUUCUACUAUGACCACUUCUUUCUCUGAAAGUAGUAAUGCUAUGGACUCUGCUGUUAUUACGGUAACCAUUUCUCCUACAAGUGCUGAUGUUGCUAGCACAAAUAAUGAUGCUUCUGUGACAAAUUCUCUUUUAGCUACAAUGUCUGCUGGUAAUACAACUAGUAAUAGUAUUUCCAUAACAACUACUUCUUUUGGUAAUAGUGUUCCUAUUGUGACUACUCCUUCUUCAAGUACUGAUGCUACUACUACAAGUAAUAAUACUAUUCCUGGCAUGACUACUUAUUACCAAACUUCUCCUACCACUCCUACCCAUAUUCUUACUCCUAUUUUGAGCAUGUUUCCAACAAGUAAUACAUUCACUACUGAUAAAAUUACUAAUUUUACUACCCCUACAAAUGCAAACACCAUGAUUUUCAACACUCUUGAUACAAAAAGUACCAUGAUAAUAGAUGCUAUGGUCACUACUACCAGCACCAAAGAUAAUACCGUAAGUCCAGAUACAACAGUUACUUCCACAGACAAAUUCACCACACACAUCACACAGUUCACUACUCCCCAUUCUACUACUACUACAACACUGGCCUUAAGCCACACAUCAUUAGCUCCUACAAAUCAUUCUAAUCUAGGCACCAUGGAUAUUACUGAUGCAGAUAACUCCAGCAGUGUUACAGGUAACACUACACACAUUUCCGUUUCAAAUAUCACAACAGUCUCAGACACAAUAACAGCUACUGGUCUAGAUUCACAAACUCCCCACAUGGUAACAAAUUCUGUGGCUAGUUAUUUACCUAUUACUGCAACUAGUGCUACCAAAGAUACUACAAGUAUUACAAAAUAUGCUUUAAAUACUACCACUCCUGAUAGUACAGUACAUACCUCUGCUACUGCACCUACUUAUAUUACAAAUGCCAUAAAUGCUACUCAAGUUCCAUGAUUACUACUCAAGGCAGGGUAGUUACCUCAUAUAACUCCUUCAAACAACUAUUACAGAUAUAGAAAAUCAGUUAUGAGAUACUCUAUCUUAUGCUACUUAAGUUUUCACAAAUGUUAGUACUCUAGCCAUAAAAGACACAGCUACUCCAAACACUGUCGUCAUUGUAGACAUGUUUAGGAAGGCUUACAAACCUUGUAGAUUUCACAAAAGAAGCUGUGGGUACUUAUUUUGCAGCCAUAAUAUGUAUUCUUAUUC